This is a messenger RNA of Xiphophorus maculatus (southern platyfish), 2524 nucleotides long. RefSeq names its product early growth response protein 1-B-like. The transcript is spliced from 2 exons. The coding region runs from base 309 to 1757 and encodes 482 amino acids. Gene Ontology annotation, biological process: regulation of transcription by RNA polymerase II. Lineage: Eukaryota; Metazoa; Chordata; Actinopteri; Cyprinodontiformes; Poeciliidae. Gene Ontology annotation, molecular function: RNA polymerase II cis-regulatory region sequence-specific DNA binding; DNA-binding transcription factor activity, RNA polymerase II-specific. The record is from RefSeq and is a predicted model, not a curated record.
GGAGGAGGGUCCGAGGGAGCUGCCAAAGUGUAUAUAAGGAGGGAAAGGGGAAGUCGCUGAUGUGAAACCCACAGCAAGCAAAUACCGAGGACCGGAGACGAAACGGAAUACCUUUAAUUGAAUUUCUUUUUUAUUCUCACUGCUUUGGAUCAUUUGUUUUAAAAGCCAUUUAAAAGGUGGGUGGAUAUAAAACGGUGAUCUACAUUAUUUCUUCCCCCCAUUCCUCUUCUUUUUGUUAUUUUUUAAAUUUUUUUUUUUUUUUUUACCUUUUCUUCCCUGGGAGAGACGGACUUCUCAAGUGCAUCAUUAUGUUGAACAAUAUGGAUUUGAACGCGAAAGAUUCUUUUUAUCCUCAAUUUGAGAAUUGCAACAGUUCUUCCCUGGGAAUGGAAAACAGCGUGAGGAAAGACAGUAACCAGGAGGUGUUCGUCGAUGCAGAACGGGGGGUACCUGCCCAGUUUGGCCACGAAGGAACCCCUGCAACCCUAAAAACUGAGGCUUCCAACUCGGAGUACGCUUUCAACCACUGCGAGUGCCCAAAAGACGCAUACACCUCCUCCUCCUCCACCUCCUCGCUCGCCUACUCCGGCAGCUUCUAUGUUGAGGCAUCUCAGGGAGCGCCCUGCAGCACCGAAACACUCCUCAACAUGAUCACCGAGAUCGUGGGCAUAUCCACGCUGCCGCUCUCAGAGGCGCAACAGAACGGCAACUGCAGCCGGGGGACCUACCCCUCGCCUGGGCCUCCGGAAAACAGCUCCGGCGGCUUCGGAGACUCGAAGAGGCAGCCGUACACCUGUUCUGGACCCGAUCCAGACCAAACCCCGCAAGACGGCCAGGCCCACCAAGACCCGUCCACCUCCCAGUUCGGCUUUCAGAAGAAGCCAGAACCAAAGUCGGAAGCCGCUUCCUUCCCCGUUGUGGUUAAGAAUGAGUUUGAAAGCAGCUGCUAUGAGUGGGGGAGCUUUAACAAUAAGUCUGACUGUUUGGAGACCACUUUCCACACAGAAACAUUCCCCAUGUCCAAUGACUUCCCGCCUGAUCAGCAGAUGGACGUCAAGGACCUCUUGGAGACCUUUCCCCCAAUUUGCCCCAAUCCAGACAUGGAGUUUAAAGUGGAGGGGGGCAUCAAGCAGGAGCCCUGUUUCUCUGACACCUGUUCUCAGAGUUACUCCAGCUCCCUUUACAAUAAUUACCUUCCACCUCCACCAACUAUGGGCCUGAAGCCCUUCCCAGAGCCUCCACAGCCAUCAAACCAGUGCGACCCUCUCUACACAUCUCCAGCCUUACCCAGCACCAUAGACUCCAUCCUGUACUCCUCCUUGCUGCCGGACUCGUUCCCGCAAACUUACACCAACCGCACGGCGAAGCCCCCCGGCAGCAGGGCGAGGAAGAACCCCGCGGCCUCCUCCCACGGCCCGGCCAAGGAGAAGCCUUUCACCUGCCCCAUGGAGAGCUGUGACCGGCGCUUCUCCCGCUCCGACGAGCUCAACCGGCACAUCCGCAUCCACACGGGCCACAAGCCAUUCCAGUGCCGCAUCUGUCUGCGCAGCUUUAGCCGGAGCGAUCACCUCACGACCCACACCAGGACUCACACCGGGGAGAAACCCUUUUCCUGCGACGUGUGCGGCAAGAGGUUCGCCCGCAGCGACGAGAGGAAGCGGCACGGACGCGUUCACCUGAAACAGAAGGAGAAAAUGGAAAUAAAGCCGCAGGUGACCGCCGGGGCAUGGCCGUUCAGUCUUCCUGAGGGGAUUUGAAAGUUGCGCCUCCCACACCCCCUUGUUCCUUUUGUUUUUUCGGGGGGAAUAAGAUGUUGAAAGAAGAAGCCAGCCUGAGUCGGUUUUGCUUUGCAAAUCAGUCUGCAACCUCAGAGGUUUUUUAAAGAGGAGCAGAGAGGAGGAAAAGAGCCUUACAGUAUGUUGCUGCUGACUUUCUGCAGCCAUGCCAAAGCUGCACAGGUCGGCAGCAGACCAACAGAGACUUGUUGCUUCAACUUUCAGAGGUGCCAAAGCCUCUGUGCUCUGCACUGCAUGGCUGGCCUGUUUCAGCACCUCUUGAAUCUGGACAGCUCCAGCCUCCAUUUGCCUCAGAGCCAUGGUUGGAUUGCACUUAACAGAUUAUAAAUCAUGACUAUCUCCAUUUACAGAUUCCUUAUUUUCUGCUUUUAGCAUUCGUAGAGCAAUGAUUUUAACCUAUGUUUACUUCAAAAACAAAAUGCAUGUUUGUUUCAAUGUUUUCUUUCCCUUGACUGGAAUGUCAGCCACUCUCAGCCCCUCACAUAUUGCAGUAAAGUGAAGGGUUUUUUUUGUUUUGUUUUUGUUAUGAUUUUUUUUAACAUGAAUGUAUGGUUUUGACCAUGAAGCUGUUCAUCUUUGAUCAGUUUAGUGUUUUUAUCUUAUUCUUAUCAUUUUACCGUCAAUGUUUCUUUUGUCACUGGUCUUUGUGUUGUGUUACAAUUGUUUGGAUUAUUACAGUUGUGAAAGAUAUAUCAUAAAUGGGAAAUAAAUAUAUUUGUAUCACUGUA